AUGGUGCGCGUUCCUGGCGCGCUCGUGUUCGGGCGGCAGUUCAUCCCGUCGCCCCGUACGCAGGUAGAGGGCAUCUCGAGCGGCGGGGCGACGGGGUACAAGGGGCAUGAGAAGAAGCUGGAGAGCUUCAUAGAGCUUUUUGUGAUCGAGCCCGUGGAGGCGUCAGGGUCAUACCCGGUGGCGAAGCAGGAGCUUCGCGGGCAUGGGACAUCCGGCGUCGCAGCAGUCGAGCCGUUGCGGCUGCCGCCUGUGUCUGCACUUUGCCUUCUUGGUCUUUCCUCUGGCUCGCUUGACCGACCACCGUCUCCUCCCCCACCGUCUCUCCCAGUUUGUGGUCCCACGUUUUCUCCCCGGGUCUCGUCUCCGGCUCUUCUUCCUCUGCGUUCACAGCUGUCUCUUCCUAUGUCUCCUGACGCGACUCCUCCCUCCCACGACUGGGUCCGUCGUCCCUCUCCUGCUCGCUCAGUGUCUCCCAUUCCUAGCGUUCUCUCUAUGCUCCUCCGUUUUUGCGUCUCUCGUGCUCCGCCACCCGCUGUUUUCCUGUCACCUCCUCCAUCGCCCCUUGCUGUCUCCUCUCCUCCGUUCUCUGGCUUUCUCUGGGCCGCUCCCUUUACAGUCUCCUGUGUCCUUUCCUCCCUCGUUACCGACCCCACUGCUCCUCCGCCCAUCUUUGCUCUUGUCGCUGACUUUGCCUCUAUCCGCUGCCUUGAGUACGCCUCUAAGUUGGUCUAUGAAUGCCAAAGAGAGACUCAGUAA
Messenger RNA from Closterium sp. Naga37s-1, 756 nucleotides. The record is from the annotation of a GenBank genome assembly. NCBI's taxonomy places the organism in Eukaryota, Viridiplantae, Streptophyta, Zygnematophyceae, Desmidiales, Closteriaceae.